Austrofundulus limnaeus is the source of this 499-nucleotide messenger RNA. RefSeq names its product guanine nucleotide binding protein (G protein), gamma transducing activity polypeptide 2b (gene gngt2b). Gene Ontology annotation, biological process: G protein-coupled receptor signaling pathway. Lineage: Eukaryota; Metazoa; Chordata; Actinopteri; Cyprinodontiformes; Rivulidae. Gene Ontology annotation, cellular component: heterotrimeric G-protein complex. Gene Ontology annotation, molecular function: G-protein beta-subunit binding. The record is from RefSeq and is a predicted model, not a curated record. The transcript is spliced from 3 exons. The coding region runs from base 118 to 330 and encodes 70 amino acids.
ACGACACAGYUCCGUCAGAGGAAGAGGAGAAGAGCCAGGCGAGAGGAAGGCACGGACGCUCUCAGGAGCCACACAKGUCUCUGUGAUCGCUGAGGAUCCCUCCAUCCAACAGUCAGGAUGGCUCGGGAUAUGUCAGAUAAAGAAAUCCUGAAAAUGGAACUGGACCAGCUGAAAAAGGAAGUCAGCACGCCGAGAACACCAGUGAGUGCAAACUGCACCGAAACCAUUACUUUUGUUGAAGGACUGCUGCCAAACGACCCGCUGAUAAAGGGCGUUUCAGAUGACAAGAACCCCUACAAGGGAGACAAAGGAGGCUGUGUAGUAACAUAACACAUAAAGGAAAAGUCUCACUGUUWUUGUAUCAUAGCUGCUUCCAUUCACGAUACAUUCUUGUUGCGCUUUUGUGGACUAAAUUAAACAAAGUGAAAAUGUAAUAUUAGCAUCACAACCUGCAGACUGUGUUUAAUCUGUAAAUAAAUGAAAUAGAUGUUCAAACCUG